Messenger RNA from Dibothriocephalus latus, 540 nucleotides. The record is from the annotation of a GenBank genome assembly. NCBI's taxonomy places the organism in Eukaryota, Metazoa, Platyhelminthes, Cestoda, Diphyllobothriidea, Diphyllobothriidae.
AUGGUUUCCCUCAGUCGCCUAUACGUGGCCGCUCACUUUCCACACCAAGUGCUUGGUGGUCUUAUUGGAGGUGCACUCAUUGGCUGGGCCUUUUCCAAGUGGGCUAGCGUCUACACUGAGGACUAUCGCUCCGUUUAUGGUUCACAGACCUACAGUGAGCGGAUCCCGUCUAGAUUUCUGCAGCCGCUUCAACUCCUUUGCCUGGCUGUUGCCUCCCUCCUGCUGGCUGUAGCUUUCGGCCAAACUCUGGCCUGGAUGGGUGUAGAUGUUAACAAGAGCGAACGUCUGGCUCGAGGGGCCUGUGCUCGUUCCGAGUGGGUGCACGCCUCCACCAGCCUUAUCGCCAGCUAUGCUCGAAUAUCGGGAUCAGUACUGGGUCUCGCUGUCGCCCUUCUGCUGCGACCGGCCAUGCCCCACUGCAGCCCCCGCGCCAACAGCACCCUUAAACGCAUUCUCCUCUCCUCCUCCAUGGCCUUUAUCCUGGUGACCACGGUGGACGCUCUGCUGGUCUCUGUGAGCGACAUCAUCCGUCUCGCACUG